Molecule: messenger RNA, 801 nt
Organism: Phaeoacremonium minimum UCRPA7
Lineage: Eukaryota; Fungi; Ascomycota; Sordariomycetes; Togniniales; Togniniaceae
Product: putative l-xylulose reductase protein
Exons: 2
Coding region: 1-801 (266 amino acids)
Cellular component (GO): intracellular anatomical structure
Molecular function (GO): oxidoreductase activity, acting on NAD(P)H, oxygen as acceptor
Source: RefSeq, a predicted model, not a curated record
AUGCCGCAAUCAAUUCCUACCGCCAGCCACUUGCUGGACCUGUUCAGCCUCAAGGGCAAGGUCGUCAUCAUCACCGGCGCCUCCGGACCUCGGGGCAUGGGAAUUGAGGCAGCGCGGGGUUGUGCCGAGAUGGGCGCCGACGUUGCCAUCACCUACUCGUCGCGCAAGGAGGGAGCUGAGAAGAACAUUGCCGAGCUCUCCAAGGAGUAUGGCGUCAAGGUCAAGGCCUACAAGUGCCAGGUCAAUGAUUACGACCAGUGCGUCAAGCUCUGCUCCGAUGUCGUCGCAGAUUUUGGCAAGAUUGACGCCUUCAUCGCAAACGCUGGCGCGACAGCCAAUAGUGGCGUCAUCGAUGGCUCCAAAGAGGACUGGGACCAUGUUAUCCAGGUAGACCUCAAUGGCACCGCCUACUGCGCCAAAGCGGUCGGUCCCUACUUCAAGAAGCAGGGCUUCGGUUCUUUUGUUAUCACGGCCUCCAUGUCCGGCCACAUUGCCAACUUCCCCCAGGAGCAGACCUCAUACAAUGUCGCAAAGGCUGGCUGCAUCCACAUGGCCCGUUCGCUGGCGAACGAGUGGCGCGAUUUUGCCCGCGUGAACAGCAUCUCGCCCGGAUACAUCGACACCGGUCUAUCUGACUUCGUCGAGCAGAAGACGCAAGAUCUGUGGAAAUCAAUGAUUCCUAUGGGCCGAAACGGCGACGCCAAGGAGCUGAAGGGCGCGUACGUCUAUCUUGUCAGUGACGCCAGCAGCUACACUACCGGUGCGGAUCUGGUUAUUGAUGGUGGAUAUACCUGCCGGUAA